UCGCGGAGGUUUGCUGCGCUCCACUCAUCGCCACCACCACCACCAUCAGCAGGCACGCCAUCACCGCAUCGCCGUCAUCCCGCCGCCUUCACCCCGUCUCCAUGUAACCUCCACCCAAGCGCAAGUCGUAGCUACGCGCACACGCACACUCACACACACUCACACACGCGCACUCACUCACACACUCUCUCACUGCACAGCGGCAGCCGUGGGUCGGCUCGUCGUGUCGUUGUUGCUACUCUGACGCCCGUGCGUGAUGCACCUCGGCGUGCCUGGGGACGGACGAGUCGGAGGAGGAGGAGGCAUGGCUCGCUUCGGGAGCAGACGGCCGUGUCGCGACCGACUGCGUGUGUGGCUCUGGCUGGCUCUGCUCGCCUGUGCCUCGCCGGCGUUCGCCUUCCCUGCACCAAGCAACAUCGACACCAUCAGCGACAAGGUGAUGACCUGCAUGGUUGAGGCUCUGUCAGGUGCUCUCUCAGAAGCCACGCCUCGAGCUCCCAGCGACCGCUGUCUUCGGCUGCUGAGAGAAGAUAAGAGGAUAGCUGGCUUGCUGCAUCACGAGGGAACUCGCCAGGAUGGUGAAGAGGUGGAGAAGAGGAAGGCGUCUUCAGAGGAAGAUUCCAAGCCGCAAGAAGAUGACCAAACCAAACGCAGCGAGCACGGACACGAGGAGAAAGGGGCGUUGGAGCAGCGCCUGAAGUCCGUCUCAGAAGCACACCAUCGCAGCAAGGUUGACGACGACGAAGAUAGCAGCACGAAGACAGACAAGGUGAGCGCCGAGGAAGACGAUUCGUCAAUGAACGCGAAGCAAGGCGAUGAAGCUGCAGCUCAUGGCGAAGGUAAACAUGAAGAUGAUGAUGACGACGACGAUGAUGACGAUGAUGUUGACGAUGCUCCUGAUGCUGAUGACGCUGAAGAUGACGACACAAAGCAGGAGUCGGCACCCAAGCGCGGCACCGUCCACUCGGCACCGAGCGGCAAGGACUCGGCCUCGCACGAGGCUGGCAGGGGCAUGGGGGAGAGCGCAAUGGACGGCAAGUCCAGCAAACACAGCACAGCGCACGUGGACUCGAGUCACGGCGACGAAGAACACAACCACGGCAAAGCAGACGAUGACGACGACGACGACGAUAACGAUGACGACGAUAACGAUGAUGAUGAUGAUGAAGACAGAGAAGCCAACGCGUCUGAAGGCGUCGAGCCACCGAGGGCGGCGACGUCCGCGGGGCAGUCCCGGCCCCGGCCCCGGGAGGCGAGCGAGGCCGUGCGGCAGGCCACGGAGGACGUGGAGCGCCAGCUGAUGAAGAUGAAGCCGCACGACGAGGACGAGGACGACGCGGCGGACGACAUCCAUCGCAAGCUCGACCUCGACAGCGAAGCUGAAGGCGGCGAUGACGACGACGACGACGAUGCCGGCGGCCAGGCGCUGGACAAGCGAAUGGCCGAGAGUCCGAGCGACGAGAGGACCACGCAGUUCGAAUCGGCGGAGCGGAGGCAGCGUGCCGGGAAGAUGAUCGCGAGGGCCGUGGCCAGAUUCCGCUCGGGGCUGCGCGUCUCCUCGACUCAGCCGCACGCCUCCUCGGAGCCUUCCCGUCGCGCCCCCGAGGAACAGCAUCGCGAUGACGACCAUGCAGACAACGACGGCGACGAUGAUGAUGAGGAGGAGGAGGGCGAGGUGAAGAAAGGCUCCGAUGCAGAUGGAGAUGAUGGAGAGAAGAUGAGUGGAAGAAGCUCUCGGCAUGAGGACGAUGUCAGCCGGGAAGGAAUUGCAGAGAGGGACGAGCUGGAGGGCAUGCAGAUGGAGCUGGAGACGAUCGCGCACAAGCUCCUGCAGCUGAAGCGGCGCGGAUGACGGCGCCGCGGGCACGCAGCUCGCUCGGCAGGGCGGUGUUGGUCUCUGCACGAGCACCGGUGGUCCCAGGGAUUCGUCUCUCGCCCAAAAUUGUCCAGGGCCCUUCUGAGCACCGCCGCCCGGCCAUCCGCCCUCCGCCACGGUCGCGAUGAGAUGUUAACUCCCUCGCCUGGUAUACAGGAGGUCGUGGGUUCUAUCCCAACCCUGACGCCCGUGUAUUUGGAGUUUGCUUGUCUCUCUUCCCGUGGUCGUGUGGAUUUCCCUCCGGUUCCCCCACUCCACAUUUAGAAUGAACAUGGCGCGUUCAGAGUAUUUGGCUGCUAUAAAUUCCCACGUCAUGGCAAGCCACUUCGUUGAGCUAUCAUUUGUGUUAGCCGGGUCACUUCUGAAAAAGAGCCGCAUAUCUCAGUGGGCCCUACCUGGUAGAAUACUUUAACAAAUAGUGCCAGUUUCUGUUCUGCCCCCUUGACAGCCGUUUUCACGACCGGUUGUCAAUGGGGAAGUGAUGGGAGCUGGGGUGCGGGGUGGGGGGGCAAAUCUAUGUUCUGGACCUCCGACCCGUAACGCUGCGGCUAAAGUGACCCCCCCCCCCCCGGGUGCGGCCGCUAACUCCAAGCGGCGCCCGAGAGAGGAGCGCGCCGGGGGCUCGGGGCUCGGGGGGAGGAGGGAGGGGGGAGGGGCUCGGCACCCAACACCAGACGCGGGCGUUGCCGCGAGGUCAGAUGCGACGUCAAAUUGGCGAUGCGGCGAUCAUCAUCAUUGCGAUAUCAGCUUCCCAUAAGCUUGUGAUUGUGUUUCACCAUUACUAUCGCUCUGCUUUUGUAGUGUGCUGUAGUUAAGGUACAACUCAAGAUCACUGUAGGGUUCGUUAACGGUAGUUAACUCAAUAUUAGCCUGCCCGAAUUAGUCCUAUAAUCUAGCAGGCGCCUCGAUGUCAGUUACACAACAUUACUUAAACAAUUCGAGGAACUAAGGAAAACAAAUCGACAGCGAUGUUAUACGAUCGCCAAUCUGCCAAUUCCUAAAAAAAAAUAUUUUGCAAAGCUAUUAUUUAAUGGAAAAUGUAAUGGAUAGUCAUAUUUCUAUUUUAAAAGUUUGAUUAUUGAGGGUAAUUUUAUUAUAUUUCACAAUUGUUCAGGAAAUCGACAAAUGUAACCACACACAAAAAUCGGGAGCGCUGAUAAUCGCGAUAUAACGAUAUUUAGCAAAAACAAAGUGUGCGGGGUGCAACUACGGUGGAUCUUGUGUGGUACGUAGCGUCCAUCCCAGCGUGGCGGGGCCGCGGCAAAUCUUAGCCACGUGAGGCCACGCGGGGCCACACGAGGUCACGUGAGGUCACGUGGGGCCACGUGGGGCCACGUGGGACCCAUGAGGCCACGCGGGGCCACGUGGGGCCACGUGAGGCCACGAGAGGUCACGGGCGUCCUCUGGGCCACACGCUUCUUGACGCCGCCGAAACGCAGCUUGCGCAUUCCUUAAUCAAUGCACAUAUAUAUAUACUAUCACUAUUGCCGGAAAGAGAUAAAUAAAAGAAGAAAAAACACAUAAGCAAUUAUUUAUAGAAUCGAUAGUUAUAUUUUAAAGAAAAAAAACCUGAAUGUACGCUACCUAUAUAUUACCUGAGCGCUUUGCUGUGGCAUUAAACAUUGAUGCGGAAGAA
Lethenteron reissneri (Far Eastern brook lamprey) is the source of this 3512-nucleotide messenger RNA. RefSeq names its product protein starmaker-like. Gene Ontology annotation, cellular component: secretory granule. NCBI's taxonomy places the organism in Eukaryota, Metazoa, Chordata, Hyperoartia, Petromyzontiformes, Petromyzontidae. The record is from RefSeq and is a predicted model, not a curated record.